This is a messenger RNA of Fusarium oxysporum Fo47, 2418 nucleotides long. RefSeq lists its product as uncharacterized. The transcript is spliced from 2 exons. NCBI's taxonomy places the organism in Eukaryota, Fungi, Ascomycota, Sordariomycetes, Hypocreales, Nectriaceae. Bases 217 to 1941 code for a protein of 574 amino acids. The record is from RefSeq and is a predicted model, not a curated record.
UCCCGACCACCUCUCUACCUUUCUCUUUCUAUCAAAGACGAUAAAAACAACUUGAAGUUGUUCGAAAGCGUAUACACGCAUAUAUUUACUACAAUACAAGCCUUGCACUGCAUAGCUAGAAAAUAUUUGAUCUGAGCUUGCUCAUCUACGCCACUCAAAAGACAACUCAAACGAUCAUUACAAUUAGAAUCCUAAACAUCUUGAAGCAUUUCCAAAAUGUCUCGCAAUCUAAAGCAAAAGUUUACAACCCCGGUCAAAAAGACCAAGACCGCCCAGCGCCGCCGUCGGGUCUCCGACACUCCUUCUGCUUCUUCUCUGGACCUCUCCGAUGAUGGCGGCUACUCUGCCGUUGAAGAUAUUAGCGACUCUUCAGACGACGAUGAGGAUGAUGUUGCCGCGGCCGAGGAGGAGAACAUCCUAGAGGAAACUCAUGUUCCCCCCACCCCACCACAAGCUCCUCGGCCGCAACCGACUAUCGAGGAGGAUGACGAAGAAGAAGAGGAGGAAGUGGAACAGGACGACGAUGAGCAGGAGGGUCUGGAUAUUGAGGAUGAUGACGCUGCUAGCUGGGGAGGCAUCGUUACGGACGAUGAGGACCAGCCUGACGUCUACCAAGACGCCAAUAUCUUUGGUGAGGAGCCUAUAGAGCGCCACGUUCACUUCGACGUGCCCUCCAGCGACUCUGACUCUACCGACACCGAGGAUGAGAUUCAGGGUUUCUUCCCAGAUAUCUUUGUUUCUCAAAACAACUUGGAUCCUGCUUUCCGUCGUGAGAUUGAGAACGAUCCUAAUGAGUCUUCCGACUCGGGAUCUUUCUGGGACUUCAAUAACCAGUACGGCGAGCAAGAUGAUGACUCGGAUGCUGAGGAAAUCUUCCGACAAAUCGACGAUGACACCCCUAUUGCCACUCCAAUGGCCUCCCAGCCAGCCACUGCUGCCUCUACCCCUCAGCCCAUUCCCUUUGGCUUUGAGGAACCCACAGAGCUGGAUGGCUACGAGACUGAUGGUGAUACCACCGAAGAAGAUGAACCCGAACCCAUUGUACGAAGGAAGACUCGACGCCCUUCAAAGCCUAUGAGCGACAUUUCCGACUCUGACGCCGACAGCCCGGUCAAGGCCGAGCGUGGCCAGCCCCGUUUGGGACGUUACAACCUUGACCGUUCCGACAAGAAGCCAAUUGCUGUCCUCAACCCCGUCACCGGAAAGAUGAUGAUCUUCACUCCUCAUCGACGCCACCAACUCGACCUCUCCCCCGAACAAUUUAACUUUCCCUGGGGUACUGAGGGGCCUGAGUCACCUAUCAUGAGCAACUCUGCAAACCUGAUGCUCAGCGCCAUGUUCUCCUCCAACACUUUCGGUGACUUCUUCAAUACGGCUCAGGUUAUGGGGCCCGCUGAGGCUUUCUUCCCCUUCCCCUCUGAACCCAAUACCGCCGACGAGAGCUCAACCGCGCCUAGCUUGCAGGAUGAGGAGGAAGAAGACGCUGAACUCAAUCUGGACCUCAACGACUUCAUCGCCUGGGAGGAAAAUGACUCUUCUGGCGAUGAAGAGGGCGACAACUGGGAUCCCGCAUCAACACCUGCGCGACCCAGCACAGCUACCAGCGAGAAGCAGGCUCAUGGCCACAUCAAUUCCGAGACUGUCGGAGCUUUCCGCCGUAACCAAAUUAACCAGCAGCUCAUCCUGAGCAACCAGGCUACCCAGGACUCGCUCGCAUUCAGCGGCCCCUAUAACUACACCGCACUCAAGGGUCUCAAAUCAGACCGCUUCGACACAGCUGCUAUCCCCCUAACACCCGCUCGCCGCCACAAGAGGCAGAUGAGCGACGCCACGCGCAGCCCCCUUGAAUCAAUGUCUCAAAAACGCAAGGCAACCACCGAAGCUGGCAACGGCCAUAAGAGGCACAGAAGCAUCUCGGAUGUGAACUAUCUCCACAUCUAGUGCAAUGCACACCCACAAAAACGUACGAGGACGGCAUAGCCUACUGCCGCUAUCCCUGGCCUCGACACUACUCUCUCUUUAACAAUUUUUCCUUGGUUGUUUUCCUUUGGGUUGAAUGGAAACCCUUGUCUACAGCGUGCUCGGCCCCCUCCCCCAAGGGACAGGGACGAUAUUUUCUUUGGAGAUGAUACCCCAGCAGCUCCAGCCCGGUCGAAAAGCCGGGUGAGCGUAUCGGAGGAAUCAGCGAUUCGCCUUUUUGUACCUGUAAUGGUCAAUCAGGUGGUCGGGCAGGUAUUUGCUCUGCGAGCGAACCUGCAUGGGACAAACAAAAAAGUCUAAUGCCGCUAAUGGUUUGAUGGUCUUGAUGUCGGAAAUGGGCAAAAAGUUAUCAAUUGUCUUUCGUUACUGGUGUUUUCAUCCAUGGGUCUAGAGGUAGAUAAAAGCCGCGACCAAAAUUUCAUUCAGUGUUCUCAAUAA